Molecule: messenger RNA, 431 nt
Organism: Hyaloscypha bicolor E
Lineage: Eukaryota; Fungi; Ascomycota; Leotiomycetes; Helotiales; Hyaloscyphaceae
Exons: 1
Coding region: 120-299 (59 amino acids)
Source: RefSeq, a predicted model, not a curated record
CUGUUCGGAUCUUGUUUAUGGCCUUGGAGACAGGGAGGUGUGGCUUUUUUUAGUGCAGUGCGGUGCGGUGUGUGCGACAUCUGCUUUGUUGUGUUUUGGGGUUGGAUGGAAGAGUCGGGAUGUCGAGGGUGUGUUGGAGAAAGGAAGAAUCGGUGGAUAUUUGGAGGUUGGAUAUUUUUCUAGUGCGUUUUGGAGGCCGGCUGGGGGUAUGUGGGUUGGAGGUCGUUGUUCUUUUGCUGCGGAUCUGUGGUGACUUUAGGAAUUGGAUUCACUUGUUUGUGAAUCAGAACUUAUAUUAGGUUCGCUAAAGGGGAGGUUGGUUUUAUCUGACGGUUGGACUUUGAUAUCCUAGCUACUACAAGAUGUUUAGCUUUUGGUUAGUCUAAAAUAGAGACCUUACGAAGAAACCAAGCGGAUUUCAUAGUGUCAAG